AUGGUAGUUCCACGUCCUCCCUUCAAAGGACAGAACUGCCCCUCGUCUCCUUGCGACGAUAAUAUGAUGGAGGUUCCAGACUUCCAGGUGACUGGAAUACGACACUUUGUAUAUGCAGAGGCGUGGAAUUGCGAUUACACCAUCCGUUUUCAAGGAAAUGACCAACGAAAAUAA
This is a messenger RNA of Dovyalis caffra, 174 nucleotides long. The record is from the annotation of a GenBank genome assembly. NCBI's taxonomy places the organism in Eukaryota, Viridiplantae, Streptophyta, Magnoliopsida, Malpighiales, Salicaceae.